ACAGUUUAUGAAAGAGAAAACUUUUCUCUUUCGUUUACUACCAACAUCUGUGAUUGGCGUGUAACGGUUUGUCCGGAAUUUCCAUUCAAAGUGGAUUUUGACAGUUGGCUUUUAGGCCGUAAUCAUAUGUUUGUCGAGAAUUUUCAUGCAUUUUCUAGCAUAUACUUCUAGUAAAUAUUCAAUGAGUGGAUAGACCGAAUACGUCCAAUGCACAAAAUUUGCAGCAGAAGAAACGAGAGGCAGAUCAAAAAGUAUGAUAUCGGUGAUUAAAAAAAAGUUCUGCGUAUGCCUGGUCCAGACAUUUACAGACUUUUAAAACAGUAAUAAACUGACCGAUUUUCUUCAGAAAAUAAUAGAUGUGUCCCAGCAUGCAAAGAAUUACGAAUCAAAUACCGUUCAUACUUUUACCAUUUAGAUUUUUUUUAAGAAAUUUAGAACUUAAUCUUUCACGGAAUCUUUUUGGUCUUUUUCGGAGUAACGAACCAAUGAUCUCUAAAUGCGCAGGUAUCCUUCUGUUGAUCAACAGCAUGCGGCAGCUGUUCAAAUCGUAAAAUUAUUUCCACAACUUAGUAAUACGCGAGUCACACCAACUGCUCCUGAUGAGUCAUUUUUCUUUUGGCGCAACGGAGGCAAGGAAAAGGGUGCUCAUACUGGCAUGAUAUUUCAUCGCAUCCGGAAUGUCAUCAAACAGCUACCUGCAGGAAAACAUAAAUAUAAUCGAGGAACUAUGCCUGUAGAAGAGUCCGUUUCAACUGAACUUGUAGAGCGGGCUCAAUUGCUCCGAGUAAUGCUUGCAUCGGCAUCAGUAGCAGAACAUAUUUGUGAUGAAAUGGACCGAUGCUUUCCAGUCCUCAAACUGUUAUUAAAAGAAAAGAAACCCGUUAAUGAUAUCUUGGAUAUGUUUCCACACCUGUGUUCAUAUGAAGGAUUGGUGAUUCGUCAAAUGUUUGAGAGAUUGUAUCCUAACAAAACAGAAGGUCUCAAAAUCGAGGAUGUCUUCUCUCAGUGUCUAUCUUAUUCACCGUCCAGAUUCUCUAGAGUAGAAGAUGAUCACAUUCGAGGAUGCUUGAGAAUAAUUUCUCAUAUGCCAAUUCGCGGACAAAAAAGAACGCUGGUAGGCUGUCCAACUGUAGGCGAAGAACAUUCGGCUUCAAUUUUAAUUCGUUGGAUUGAGGUAAAUGCAAUAUAAUAUACAUAAGGUUAGAUGUAAUGAUUUUAUAUCAUCAUUAGGAGUGCUUAGAUACAUACGUGGCAUCCCCCGCAACUGAUUCCAAACUACACAUGGUGUGCGUAGCAAGCCCGAUGAAAAGAGGAAAUUAUGCCGUCAUUUGUGAGAAAAAAGUUAUAUUCGAGACUAACAAUUCUAUUCAUG
Molecule: messenger RNA, 1372 nt
Organism: Topomyia yanbarensis
Lineage: Eukaryota; Metazoa; Arthropoda; Insecta; Diptera; Culicidae
Exons: 4
Coding region: 497-1189 (230 amino acids)
Source: RefSeq, a predicted model, not a curated record